AUUUGGCAAUUGUGAUUAUCACUUUGUCAUCGCCUUGGCAGUUCGCGUGCCUGCUUCCAUAUAAACGUGCCUUGAAGCCGCUUAUGUAAUAAAAAAAAGGAUCAUUAAUAGCCCUACUCCAUCGUGCGGUGUUUUCCUCCAUUCCAUCUGCAAGUGAAGGUGAUGAAUACAGGUGCAUCGUCCUAUGCCAACGGGUAUACCCCAGUCCAGUUCAACUACGCACCAGCGGCUGACUUAUAUGGAACGCUUUUAGACGACGGCUGGUACCCCAGCGAGCAGUUCUGCCGUUUGACCGAUGCGAUCUUCUUCUAUCUUGACAGAAACGCCGAUAGCCCAAAUAAGAAUUCGGGUUGGAUCGAGCCUGAGAAGAACUUAUGGUGGUCGCAAACGAUGGGCACCAUUCCGAUCUCUCCUGAACAGAAUCGUUAUAUUGCGCAAUACGCAAUGGCUUCCCUAUACUCCACCCUUGGGAUCCCAUUUCACACAGUCGAGUCAAAAAAGACUUCCAAGGGCCCGAGGCCGCGACUAGACAGGCAGGGGUUUCUGUAUUCCGUGAUUUCAGGUUUCAAGGUCAACCCAGCAAUGUGUCUUCAGAAGGUGAACAACAGCAUCACGAGAUGGGGACUCCACGAUCCAGCGACGAAUCAGCCAUUCCCAGGGCCAAUCCCCCCAUCGGCAGUUCCAAGUCAAUGGCACUGGCAGAGUCGGAGUGCUUUUCAGAGUUGGCAGCAAACAACGGCGUUUGGCAUGCGACAGCACCAAAUUCAGAAAUGGCAAAGAAAUAAGGCCAGGAGUCACAUGGUGCACAGCGCUUUCAAAAUGCUGACUGGAGGCCACGGAGGUGCUGGUUUGGGCGGUGGCCUGGGAGGUGGUUUUGGCGGAGGUUUUGGCGGGAUGGGGCUGUAAAACAAUCGCACAAGUCAGCUGUGUGAUGCGUUCAAGUUCACAAAUGUAAAUGUACCCCAACGCUUUGU
Cantharellus anzutake is the source of this 974-nucleotide messenger RNA. RefSeq lists its product as uncharacterized. NCBI's taxonomy places the organism in Eukaryota, Fungi, Basidiomycota, Agaricomycetes, Cantharellales, Hydnaceae. Bases 163 to 906 code for a protein of 247 amino acids. The record is from RefSeq and is a predicted model, not a curated record. The transcript has 5 exons.